Molecule: messenger RNA, 4152 nt
Organism: Blastomyces dermatitidis ER-3
Lineage: Eukaryota; Fungi; Ascomycota; Eurotiomycetes; Onygenales; Ajellomycetaceae
Exons: 3
Coding region: 233-970 (245 amino acids)
Biological process (GO): protein phosphorylation
Molecular function (GO): protein kinase activity; ATP binding
Source: RefSeq, a predicted model, not a curated record
GUUUGUUCCCUUUUCGGUUCAGUCACAUGACAUGUGGCAACUUGGCGCUCAGCCGGGAACAACCUAAUUCCGGACAUGACGCCUGGAUGACGAGUUUGCGAAACGGCGCUUCACAUUCAGCAUUUCACCUUCUUCCACCGGGGAAGUAACGGGGGUCAUUCAUUAUACAGCUCCAAAUGUUUUGGCAACAUCUGGAACUUACCUGGCUAUCUUCGGUUUCUUACCCGCCCUCAUGCCUGGGCGCACCAGUCUGCCUCGCGGCCCAGAGGGUACCAUCUACGAGGCGAGCGGAUUCGACGACGAUUUAAGGAUUGAGAUUGAUCCCACAAAGAUCAAGUUUAUCAAAGAGCUGAAAACAUCAGAGGUGUCAUCAAUAUUCCAUGUGAACUAUGAUGGCAUGCCCCGCGUUCUGAAAGUUUUCCACAAUGAUGAAGAUGCUGGGUAUGCUGAUGAUGGGGUCCGUGACUUGAAUCGCGCUCGCUGCGAAAUCCGGGCUUAUUGCAGCCUCAAGCGAUCUGGCAUAUGUGACGGGGGCUAUGUGCCACAGUUUUAUGGAUACACACUAUCCUUGCACCCAACUGCCCUUGCCCCUCAUCUGGAUGCCUUUCAACACGACGCUGGCCUCCCAAGUGCAAUUUUGAUGGAAUACCUGCUGAACCCUUUGAUAAUGAACUGCGUCACUUAUAGCAAAGAGCGAAUGGCCAAGGCAGUCAAAGGCAUUCAACAGAUACAUUCAGCUUUGGUUGAGCACAAUGACCCUUAUCCCAAAAAUAUUAUGAUUGUUCCUGACAACCCGGAAAGAGUUGUGUGGAUAGAUUUUGAUGUUGCAAUCACUUACCCUGAUAGCACCUACAUUGGAGAUAGGGAACGUGGCUGGAUUGAGAUUGAAACUAGGCGGGUUGAGAGUGUUGGAGUGAAACUUGCAGAUGAUCAGAAACAGGGUCUCCCCCCGAAUACAAAAUAUUACUAGGAUGACGGUUCGUCCACACGCGCAUACAGACCGACCCCAAGAGCAUCACACCCUUCCGAUAGUGAGGAACCAGGAAGUAUGUAUCUGUCUAUUGGUCAAGUCUCACGAAGACCAAGCGAUUCGUGUACCAAGCUAUAAAUUUUUCGCAUCCCUCAUCUCUACACUCUUUCCAUUUCAAUUGUACCUACCCAAACGAUCGUAGACCCAGUAGUCGGAAUAGUUUAGGGAGCCGUGGUAUAACAAAAAAUGAGAGCGAGAGAGGAGAGGCAGGAGCUCUGGAAAUUUUUAACACCCUAGCAUGUCACACAAUAUACAACCUCUGUAGUGUUCUAUAGAAGCUGCCAGUCAUCAUCCGCUGCACCCAACAUCCCGAGAUACCAAAGUCCCAUAAGAACGGUCAAACGCCCAGGCCCUCCUGCUUCCCAUGGUAUGGCCCGUGCUACCAACAGGUUGCCAUUCACAUCGAGUCUCUUAAUAGGGACCAAUUCAGUAUCAGUUAGGGCAAAGCCGUACCGCGCAUUGUGCUGUUUCAUGUAGAAGUUGAUCUGUGACAGAACCUGCAAAUACUCCGUGCGAUCUAUCUGCGACUCCGCUGCUGCCCAGUCAGAUCCCCAUUUCCAUGACACCUUUAGGUCUCCUGGACAGCGAUUUGGGGAGGAGUUGAGAGUACUGCCGGCUCGGAAAAAGGCAAUAUCAGGACAGAAGUUGUUGAUAAUUUGAGCUGCAUCACCUAUGUCAACUGUGAUGGGAGUAAGAUGCAGAUUGGCAAGCUGAGGUGCAAGAUGCUGGAAACUACUUCGCAGCGCACGGCGUAGUCGACUUUGAACAUAGGUAGUGAAAUGGACUGCGAACAUCGGCUCAGUGUUUAUAGGCUGUGGAGGAGAGUUCGGCAUUGGUUCAUUCUCAAUUUGCACUUGCUGAAGCAAGGUCCCAUAAAGCUGCAUAAUAUGGGCGUAGGUGAAUUCAGACCAUUGACCAAACGCUGUUGAUCUGCCUCCAACUAUAUUGGUCAUUUGUCGUGUUGGACGUUUUGUUAGUUUCUUCUGUAGGGAGCCCCGGCGGUGCCACCAUCAAAUAGUCCAGAAGUCUCUGAGUGUUGGCCAUUAUCAAUUCUGCUCUCUUAGAAAUAAUGACCAUGGAAAGCGAAACGUCUCCAUCUGUGGAAUAUCACAGCGCUUUAUCAGCCCAGCCAAUGCUGGAAGCGCCGUAAUUACCCCACCUACCUUGAGCUUCGCAAGAUCCGUGCAUAGCCCUCAGCGAAUCGAUAACACUGUCAUCCCUGCACUGACAUGGUAUCUGGCAUUUCCUCCGGCCAAUGGAGUUGGGACACGUGGAUUGUAUUGCGGUGGGUAUGCGGAACUAUUGUGAUUUUUACGUUUACUUUAUCACCAAGCAUGGUCACUCUUUUUUGGGCUGCAAAGUCUGACUCUGUCACCUCCUCAAGUUGCCUAUCUAAAGGUACGUCUCUUCUUGGACAUAUUGAACGCUUCAGCAGAGCUCUCUUCGCUCUCCCGGGUUACCGGAGCACCCGACGCAGCGUUCUGCAAACCAUGUGCCUCUUCCAAUACAGAUGUAAAACUAGAGCCUUGUAUAUCAACGCCUCCAACAGCUUGCGAAAGUCCAGUUCAUUCUGAGAAACUCAGCUCCGAUUGAUGUAAUACUUCAGGCUGCUGUGAUAUUUGUGACGCCUGCGACACCUCAAAAUUUACCUGUGGCAGUUCAUCAAUAGCGGAGCAUAUUUUCUUAAAGUGGGAAGGUGCCCAGUCAUUGUACACACUCAUAGAGAUGGUACAGAGUGGGCGUUAUCUGUCAGACGAGACGGACCCCCUGUUUGUCAAGCGCGCGAGCUGUUUCAUAUAUCAAUAGGAAUCCACGGUGAGACAUAUUAGCAGUGCUCUCUGGAGAAACCGAGCAGAACCAUCAGAGCUGCAAAAGUCCUUUACUCCGCAAGCCCGCCAAUGAAAAAUGUCAUUUUUUGAAGCCGGUUAAUCCGGAAUCCAAAUUUGAUUGUGCUGCUGUAUCAUCACCCAGCUCCCUUCCCUCUCACAUUUCACGAGCCUGAGAGUUACUGGGAGAGUCACGCCGUUCAUACUGUACAUAUGCGUAUUCUGUCCAUCGGUGAGAGACCAAGUGCUGCAUUUUCCACACUUCACUUCGGCCCGGCAUCAAAACUGCCACAUACAAUAAAUCUGUGGAAUACACCAAGGGGCUAUCGGACUUCCCCAAAGUUUGUUUUUGUGAUCCAAACAGGCACGCGAACGCCUUGAUCAUGGCCCACGGUAUGGCAUCGUCACUCUCAAUAUCGGCAGCGCAGCUCACUAUCUGCGCUGUCUUCUAUCUAGACUUUCCCUAUCGAUAUUGAUUUGCUAUCAUUGGCUGAGCAAAAAGAAAUUCACUGGAAUUGCAACAAAGAUAUAUAUAACUGGAUGUAUAGAGAGAGAAUUGAAAACAAUCUGUGGUGCCCCCCCCCCCCGUGGACCGGCUGGCUCGAAGGAUAAAAUCCGUCUACGGUUCCUAACAAUAGUCCUCUGUGCACAAUACAGCGUAAGUCCACCUGCUGGAUGAAUCCUGUAUCUCUCCACUCACAAAAUAGUCGAGCCUAGACGGCCGGCCCCUAGCAGUGCAGCCUGAAAUGACCUUGACCAUCAUAUUCACACAGUAUUUGGCAUUGACUCUGCCCGGCCUGAGCAAGGUGUUGACAACAUUGACUGUGACCGGGACAAAGGGGAUGUGAAAUUUCUUGUAUGAAUUUUUGAACCAGUAUUUGUUUGCAAUGUCCUUCCUCUUCCCAAACUGAUGAUCAUUGUGCUCAUAGCAGAAUUUCCCUGCAACAUCAUACAGGUUCUUUCCCUUAAGAUCAUAGUUCUUGUCAACUUCACAGAUCAGAACUAGCUCAUUAGCUGCUCACUUUUCCCGGCUGCAGAAGUAGCAUCUCAACUUAAGUGAAUCACAGAUAACAAGGUCAUACUCAGUUGCAUUGAUUGAGAGAAUUAUCUUAUUGAUAUCAACUUCAGCUUGUGCAGUGAAGAUAUCUGACUUGAGCAGAGUUCUGAAGAUGAACAUGUUAGAUAAAGAGAGUUAACAAAGAAAAAAAAAAACAAAAAAAGAUAUUAAAGAGAAGAAUGAUAUAUACUUAAACAAUAUAUAAAUGUUAAUAAGUAUCUUAGUAAGAAUAAUCAGAG